This is a messenger RNA of Hippopotamus amphibius kiboko, 3070 nucleotides long. RefSeq names its product acid phosphatase 2, lysosomal (gene ACP2). The coding region runs from base 10 to 1434 and encodes 474 amino acids. Lineage: Eukaryota; Metazoa; Chordata; Mammalia; Artiodactyla; Hippopotamidae. Gene Ontology annotation, molecular function: acid phosphatase activity. The transcript has 9 exons. Gene Ontology annotation, biological process: lysosome organization; dephosphorylation. The record is from RefSeq and is a predicted model, not a curated record. Gene Ontology annotation, cellular component: lysosome.
ACAGCGGUGAUGGCGGGCAGACAGUUUGGCUGCAGCCGGGCGGCUCUUCUACAGCUCCUUCUCGGUGUGAACCUGAUGGUGAUGCCACCUGCCCAGGCCCGGAGUCUGCGUUUCGUUACCUUGCUGUACCGACAUGGAGACCGUUCGCCAGUGAAGACGUAUCCCAAGGACCCCUAUCAGGAAGACAUAUGGCCCCAAGGGCUUGGUCAGCUAACCAAGGAGGGGAUGCUGCAGCACUGGGAGCUGGGCCAGGCUCUGCGACAGCGCUACCAUGGCUUCCUCAACACCUCUUACCACCGGCAAGAGGUUUAUGUUCGAAGCACAGACUUUGACCGGACUCUCAUGAGUGCUGAAGCCAACCUGGCUGGACUCUUCCCUCCUGACGGAAUGCAGCGCUUUAGCCCAAACAUCUCUUGGCAGCCUAUCCCCGUCCACACUGUGCCCAUUGCCGAGGACAGGGUAAGACUGGCCAGCUCUUCCCUAGAGGUGGUGACAGGGACAGCUGUGGCCAUUGGCCUGCUGACUCCCGGCUCCUUCUCUGCCUGUUUCCCCCACGUCGGUCUGCAGCUGCUGAAGUUCCCGUUGGGCCCAUGUCCCCGUUUUGAACAGCUGCAGAACGAGACCCGGCGGACACCGGAGUAUCAGAAUGAGAGUAUUCAGAAUGCACAAUUCCUGGACAUGGUGGCCCACGAGACGGGACUUACGGACCUGACACUGGAGACCGUCUGGAAUGUCUACGACACCCUCUUCUGUGAGCAGACACACGGGCUGGUCCUGCCGCCCUGGGCCUCGCCCCAGACCAUGCAGCGCCUGAGCCGGCUAAAGGACUUCAGCUUCCGCUUCCUCUUCGGGAUCUACGAGCAGGCAGAGAAGGCCCGGCUGCAGGGGGGAGUCCUGCUGGCUCAGAUACGGAAGAACCUGACCCUGAUGGCGAGCAGCUCCCAGCUCCCUAAGCUGCUGGUCUACUCUGCGCAUGACACCACCCUGGUGGCUCUGCAGAUGGCGCUGGAUGUCUACAAUGGCGAACAGGCCCCCUACGCGUCCUGCCACAUGUUUGAACUGUACCAGGAAGAGAACGGGAAUUUCUCGGUGGAGAUGUACUUUCGGAAUGAGAGUACCAAGGCCCCCUGGCCCGUGACCCUGCCCGGCUGCCCCCACCGCUGCCCGCUGCAGGACUUCCUUCGCCUCACAGAGCCUGUCGUGCCCAGGGACUGGCAGCAGGAGUGCCAGCUGGCAAGCAGCCCUGCAGACACGGGUGAGCUUCUGCCUGCCUCCAUGUUGGUCAUGCCCCGGAACCGCGUGCAGUUCACACCCACAGGUCUCGAGAGCGCUGAUGCACUUCCAGCCAUCCUAUUGCAGGUCCCUAGACAGUUCAUUCCCCACCCUCAGGCGCACUCCUCACCCUCAGGCAACGCCCCUCUUCCUAUACCAUGAGGAAAUAAAAGCAAUGGGAGAGAACUGCCUUGUCCUCCCGCCACCAGAUGUUCCAGCUUACUUGCUGGUACCAGCUGCCACCUGGGGCCAUCCUUUCCACUCACACUGCGGGUCCUUCUCGUCUGACCUCCACACGGACCCCCAAUGCUCAAUGUUUCUGCUCUACUGGAUCAGUCUCAUAUCAAAGUCUAACAAAAACAUCUUUGGCCCACAUCCUUCUCCAGCUGCCACUCCCUUUCUCUCUCCCCUUUAUGGGGGGAAUCCUUCAAAGAGUUGCCUGGAUUCUGGUGUCACUUCCUCACUGCCCAUUCUCUCAGAUGCACACUGGACAGUCUUGUGUCCCCUGCCACUCCAUGGAAGCCAUUCUUGUCAAGGACCAGUGACCUUCUCUUACCAAAGCCAGUGACCAGGGGCUUCCUAGGUGGCGCAGUGGUUAAGAAUCUGCUUGCCAAUGCAGAGGACAUGGGUUCAAUCCCUGCUCCAGGAAGAUCCCACAUGCCACAGAGCAACUAAGCCUGUGUGCCCAAAAAAAAAAAAAAAAAAAAAAGCCAGUGACCAGUUCUUAGUCAGCUUCUUUCACUUCUCAGCAGCAUUACGGAAUCGGUCACUUUCCUUCAACACUUUCUUGGCUUCUCUCCUGACUCACAGGCAGCUUCCUUUACUAGCAUCUCCUCCCCACUAACCAGUGGAUGGCCCAGGGCUCAGCCUGGCUCUUUCCCCAUCGAUGCCCACUUCCAGGGUGAGCUUACUCAGUCUCAUGGCUUUAUAUACCAUCGCCAUGCUAAGUUCUGUCUUUUUAUGACUCACAGAUUCAUGACCUCUUCUCUGAGCUACAGGUUCAUAUAUCCAGCUGCUGACUUGAGGUCUCUACAUGGAUGUCAGCUAAGGCACGUCACAGUUGAAGUCUAAAUCCAAAUGCUCUUCCCCCAAAACUGCUCUUCCUCCAGGCUUCCCCACCUUAGUAAAUGCCAUAUUCACCACCUAGGUGCACAGCAUAACCCAGAGAGCUAUCCUGAAUACCUCUUUCUCAGACCCCCACCUCCAGACCACUAGCAGAUCCUACCCAGUCUAUAGAGUACACGCUCUUUCUCCCCAGCCCAGUCUGCCACCGUCUCUUGCCUGAAGUACUGCAAAGCUUCCUAACGUUCUUGCUGAUGCUCUUCUUGGCCCUGCCAGUCUAUCGGCACAGCAGAGUUUUUUUUUAAAACAUAAAUCCAUUCACAUCAUUACCCUUCUCAGAAUCUUCCAGUGGCUUCCCAUCACAUUUGGAAUAAAAUCCAAGUUCUUUAUCAUAGCCUCCAGGCCCUACUUGGUCUGGUCCUCUGCCCUCAUCUCCUCUUUGUUCCUCACAUACUCUGCUCUAGUGAUACUGACUUUCUUGCUGGUCCUAGACCACGCCGAGCUAAUUCCCUUUUGCAUUUGCUUCCUGUCCACCCGCCACCCCACCCCUAGGACACUCUUCUCUCAGAUCUUUUGUAUCUCAGUGACUCCAGUCUCUGUUCAAAUUGUUGCUUUCUUAGUGGCAUCUUCCCUGACUGACCUACCUCUCCAUCAUUUCCCCCUUUCCUCCCUUUGCUUUUCUUUAUGGCCGUGGCCACUAACCUAGCAUUUCUGUCAUUUGCCUGUUAUGGCAUCU